AUGGAGAACAACCCUACGCUUCUACACCGUCAAGUCUGGGCGGAGCAGAGGAAGAGUGCAAAGAUGUUUAAACAGAGCACAAAGGAAGAUCCAAACAAUCAGCUCGGGAGGUACCAAGGACACGACGACAGCCUCUCUCAGACGCAACACAAAGCAAAACAGGGGAAGGAGUACAGUAACAGCGACGCCGGGGACCAUCUCCGAGGUGCAAACCAAACAAAGAGCAAUUCUGGUGUGGUUCAAGAGGUGCCCCCAGCUCCUCAGCACUGGUCAGCCGACAGUGGAGUUUUCCUGACGUUUGGGAAAACAGCUCUUCCUCCAGCUGAUGCAGGCACAGGCAGAGAACAUCCUCACAUUGCACGAGCAGCGUGGACUCGCUCUUUGCACAUUCAGCACCAUGUUGCUCUGAGCAUGCAUGAUUUGUCUGCCUGGAAUGGCCUCUGCUCAGAGGCAGCGAUUAAGGAGCUGCGAGGAAGAGAAGGUGACCACAGAGAUCGUCCCGUCGUCCCCCAGCCACUCUCCAAAGAGGCAGAACAGAAGACGGGCAAUGGGCUGAGCACAAAAAUAGCCUGGAAGAAGGAUGCUCCAAACUCUUCAUCCGAGGAAGAUGACAUCAACCAUGAAAAUGUAGCUAUUCACAAAGAGGCAGCAAGAAUCCUCACAGUUGAAGUUUUAUGUUGGGUGUUUAGUCUCAGAAUUGAAGUGGCUGAGGUUUCUUGGAAAGGCAAAUCAACAAGCUGGGAAGAUGAUGGCUGGGGAGCCUGGGAUGAAGCAGAAUUACAAGAACCUGAAGAAGAGGAAUCUACUUCCAAGAACCAGAGAAAUUACUGGCUUCAGGACUGUGUGUUGUCCUUGUCACCAACAAAUGACCUGAUGGUAAUAGCUAAUGAACAGAAAGCAGUCUUUUUAGUGCCUAAAUGGAAGCAGAGUGACAAGGGAAAAGAGGAAAUGCAAUAUGCCGUUGGCUGGAGUGGCUCUCUGAAUGUUGAAGAAGGUGAAUGUGUGAGUAGUGUAUUGUGUAUCCCACUGGCAAGUCAGAAGAGGAGUUCCACAGGCCGUCCUGACUGGACCUGCAUUGUGGUUGGCUUCACGUCUGGCUAUGUUCGUUUUUACACUGAGAGUGGAGUACUGCUUCUUGCACAGCUUUUAAAUGAAGAUCCUGUCCUACAGCUUAAGUGCAGAACCUAUGAAAUUCCCAGGCAUCCUGGUGUCACAGAACAGAAUGAAGAACUAAGUAUCUUGUACCCAGCAGCAAUUGUGACAAUUGAUGGUUUCAGUCUCUUUCAGUCCCUUCGUGCAUGUCGCAAUCAGGUAGCAAGAGCUGCAGCAUCUGGCAAUGAGAAUGUUCAGCCUCCACCAUUAGCUUAUAAAAAAUGGGGUUUGCAAGAUGUGGAUACGAUUGUUGACCAUGCUAGUAUUGGCAUCAUGACACUGUCUCCUUUUGAUCAAAUGAAGACUGCCUCCAAUAUAGGUGGAUAUAACGCAGCUAUAAAAAACAGCCCACCUGCUAUGUCUCAGUAUGUUACAGUUGGAUCCAAUCCUUUCACUGGUUUCUUUUUUGCCCUGGAGGGUAGCUCACAGCCGCUGUUGUCUCAUGUUGCCUUAGCAGUUGCAAGUAAACUGACUUCAGCAUUAUUUAAUGCUGCCAGUGGCUGGCUUGGUUGGAAGAGUAAACAUGAAGAAGAACCUCCCCAAAAACAGAAACCAAAAGUUGAACCUGCGACCCCAUUGGCAGUGAGGUUUGGACUUCCAGAUUCCCGUCGCCAUGGUGAAAGAAUAUGUCUUUCUCCGUGUAACACUUUGGCAGCAGUAACAGAUGAUUUUGGAAGGGUUAUUUUACUGGAUGUUACAAGAGGACUUGCAGUUCGCAUGUGGAAAGGAUACCGUGAUGCAGAAGUUGGUUGGAUACAGACUGUAGAGGACCUUCAUGAGAGGGAAACGGAGAAGAUGGAUUUUUCUCCUUUUGGAAAUGCACAAGGUCCAAGCAGAGUGGCUCAGUUCCUUGUGAUCUAUGCUCCAAGGAGAGGCAUUCUGGAAGUAUGGAGCACGCAGCAAGGGCCUCGGGUUGGAGCCUUCAAUGUGGGGAAAUAUUGUAGAUUGUUGUAUCCUGGUUAUAAAAUAAUGGGUCUAAACAAUGUGACCAGUCAGGGAUGGCAGCCCCAGACUUACCAGAUAUGCCUUGUUGAUCCAGUCUCUGGAAGUGUAAAAACUGUCCAUGUACCUUUCCAUUUAGCACUGAGUGAUAAAAAGAGUGAGCGAGCAAAGGAUAUGCAUCUAGUGAAGAAGUUAAAUGCUUUACUCAAAGCUAAAACCUCAGAUCCAGAUUUGAUUGAAGCUGAAGCAAAGGAAUUAAUACUUGAUAUCAAAUACCCUGCUACAAAGAAACAGGCUCUGGAAAGUAUAUUGACAAGUGAACGUGUGCCACUUUCAUCUCUCACAAACAUCACUCAGACAUUAAUGGAUAAUUUAAAAAAACAGGAGCUUGAGUGUGUGGAUGAAGGACUACUGCAGUUCUGCGCAAACAAGUUAAAGCUGUUACAUCUUUAUGAACUAGUUAGCAAACUAAAUUCCCAAAGCAUACAGAAAGACAUUCCACCCUCAGAUAACGACUUGGCUAAACUGCUUCGCCUGGAAGAAAAAGAUUUUCACAGGCUCCAAACUUUACUGGAGAACUACAAGAAGGAAAAUACCCAAACUACCGUUCAGUUUGCUGAUGAGAAGUAUGAUGUAUUGUCUGUGAAAACGUUCUUAGAGUAUUUGGAGUAUGAAAAGGAUGUGAUUAAUGUGAAAAAUAUGGAAGAUGGAGAAUAUGUGGCUUUAGGCAGCUUUUUCUUCUGGAAGUGUUUGUGUGGGGAGAGUUCCACAGAGGAAAUGUGUCAUGCAUUGGAAUCAGCAGGGUUUAGCCCUCAAAUCUUAUUGUCACUCCUUCUCAGUUUAUGGCUUUCCAAGGAAAAAGAUAUUCUAGACAAACCAGAUUCUGUCAGUUGCCUUCACACUAUGCUGUCACUUCUGAGCAAAAUGAAAGUUGCUAUAGAUGAGUCAUGGGACACUCAGUCAGUUUCCCCCUGGUGGCAGCAAAUGCGUACAGCUUGUGUUCAGUCUGAAAAUAAUGCAGCUGCCUUGUUAUCGGCUCACGUUGGACAUUCUGUAACUGCACAGAUAAUUGACAGUGUGACAGAGAAAAAGUUUUCCCAAAUAAUUGUAGGUUCAGACACGGAAUCCUGGGAAGCACUUUCCCUUGAUACUGAAUAUUGGAAACUUUUGCUGAAGCAGCUAGAGGAUUGUCUGAUACUUCAAACACUACUGCAUAGCAGAGUGAGCAAAAGGACAAAAAGAGUUUCAUCACUCCAGACUGAGCCUUUGGGCAGGCUUUCUGUAAAGAAAUUGCUUGAAGCUGGAAAAGGAGGUAUUGCUGACACUGUAGCGAAGUGGGUUUUUAAGCAAGGCUUCAGUCCUCUUGUACUGAAUUUGGCCCAACACAAAACCAAUAUAGAUAGUACUGAAGAAUCUGUAGAAAUGUGUGCUAAUAUCUUUCUUGAGGAACCAGAAGCAGAUGCAGGCUUGGAAACAAUCCUAGAGCUGCUGCAACUAGCAUAUCAGCAAUUUCCAUGUAGUCUUGAAGUGGAUGUACUCCAUGCACACUGCUGUUGGGAAUGUGUAGUGCAGUGGAAUAAGGACCCAGAGGAAGCAUGUUUUCUCAUUAGGUCUAUAGAUCAUCUAAGAUGCAUCAUUAAUGCUCACGUUCAGCAUGGUAUCGCUCUGAUGAUGUGGAAUACAUUCAUAGUAAAAAGGCUUUCUUCUGCUACGUAUCUAAUGGACAAGGUUGGAAAAGCUCCAAAGGACAGAUUAUGCAGACGGGACGUAGGUAUGGGUGACACGGCAAUGACAGCUUUUCUUGGUUGCUGUUCAGAUCUUCUGCAAACAUUGCUAGAGGCUGAUGUUAGUAGCGAUGAAAUGCAGGCCCCCGUCUUAGACACUGAAGAUGCUUGGGUGUCGGUAGAAGGACCAGUAUCGAUAGUAGAACUAGCCCUUGAGCAGAAACGCAUUCACUACCCACUUGUCGAACACCAGUUUGUGUUAUGUACUACCCUGUACGCCAUCAUGAGGUUUUCUCUGAAGAGUGUGAAGCCUCUUUCGCUGUUUGAUAGCAAGGGCAAAAAUGCAUUUUUCAAAGACCUUACUUCAAUUCAGCUGCUACCUAGUGGGGAUAUGGAUCCAAAUGUGUUAUCCAUACGACAACAGUUCUUGGUCAAAGUUGUGAGUGCAGCGGUUCAAACACUAUGUUCAUCGCAAAAGGCCAGUGAAGUCUCAGAAGAGGAAUUGUUUCCUUUUGAAAAGGGGAAGAAUUGGCCAACUUUGGCUGUGGACCUGGCUCAGUAUCUUCAAAUCUCUGAGGAUGUGGUCAAAAGGCAUUAUGUCUGUGAACUGUAUAGUUACGGGAUGGAUCAUCUUGGUGAAGAGGCCUUUCUUCAGGUGACUGACAAAGAAGUGCUUGCAUCACAGCUGCUCAUACUGGCUGGACAGAGACUGGCCUUCGCUUUACUUCACCUGCAGACAAAGGAGGGCAUGGAACUCCUCGCUAGGCUUCCUCCAACACUAUGUACUUGGCUCAAAGCUAUGGACCCCCAGGAACUUCAAAAUGUAGAAGUGCCAAUUGCAACGACAGCUAAACUAGUUAACAAAGUCAUAGAGCACUUACCGGAGAAUCACGGGCAGUAUAGCCUUGCCUUGAACCUGAUAGAGGCUGUAGAAGCCAUCUCGUCAUGACGUUCUUGGUUAGCACAGUUCUGCUGUAUAGUGGUGUAAUGCAUGAUUUUACACAACGAGGCUGAACUUUACAGAACGAAACUUUCGUGUGGCUCUUGUUAAACGGUGAAAAGAACAAUGCUCCCCAUCCCAGAACUUCAGAAGGUGAUUUUAAAUUGGAGUAUAUUUUAAAUUCUGCACUAGUACAAAGAUGUUUAGUUUCUAGUACACUUGUCAGUACCUGAAAUGCUGUUAUUUAUUUCUGACUUGAGUGCUUUUCGCAAUAGUCUAAAUUGGAUAUAUUUGACAGCAGUUUUAAGUCUAUUUACAAAAUCACAUCUUGUGAAAUUCUGUAUUUCAUGCUGGCAGUGACUGCUGCAGUUUCAAUGUUCCGUGUAUGAUUUGUUUUUCAAAACAAGCUGUAGAAUUACACCCGAGAGAACCUUCAGUCUCUGAAGUUACCGUGUAAAGCCAAUACUGCUUUUUCAGAAGCUAGAGCUGGUGUUGGCUCAUGCCUUGCAACUGCAUUAUACGUGGUGACGACUGCACUAGGCGUAGGGUGAAACGUGCUGGGCCCUUAUGCGGAGGGAGAACAGCCCACAUCAGAAA
Messenger RNA from Pygoscelis adeliae (Adelie penguin), 5355 nucleotides. RefSeq names its product RAB3 GTPase activating protein subunit 2 (non-catalytic) (gene RAB3GAP2). NCBI's taxonomy places the organism in Eukaryota, Metazoa, Chordata, Aves, Sphenisciformes, Spheniscidae. The record is from RefSeq and is a predicted model, not a curated record. Gene Ontology annotation, biological process: regulation of GTPase activity. Bases 1 to 4767 code for a protein of 1588 amino acids. The transcript has 38 exons.